Juglans regia (Persian walnut) is the source of this 1371-nucleotide messenger RNA. RefSeq lists its product as uncharacterized. The transcript is spliced from 4 exons. The coding region runs from base 1 to 1371 and encodes 456 amino acids. The record is from RefSeq and is a predicted model, not a curated record. NCBI's taxonomy places the organism in Eukaryota, Viridiplantae, Streptophyta, Magnoliopsida, Fagales, Juglandaceae.
AUGGCUAAUGUGAAAAGUGUUGGUUCUGAAUUUUGUAGCGGUAAUUUAGAGACUUUGCUUCUCUAUGACAUGGAUGAGUGGGAGAAUUGGAGUCCUUGUGAAGAAUUCCUAAAUCUGUGUGAGCUUUCCCAUUAUAAAUAUUCGAAGCUAUUAGGGAAGUUACCAAACAACCUUCCUUUACUAAAAGAUGUUAGGAUAUUUGAUUGUGCGCAGUUGGUAGUCUCAUUUUCAUGCUUUUCGGAUAAAUGCAAAUUUGUCAGUGGGGAAUUCAAUGGUCUUUUAAAGAAUGGGCUGGUGUGUGGAAGCAAGGCUACAUUCAAAUCAUUAGACUUCUCCAGAUCACUUUCACCAAUUUCAGAUAGGGAAGAUCUGGCAGAGUUGGAACGGUUAAGUAUUAUAAACUGUGAGGAGCUGACGAAUUUGUGGUCAUACAAGGUGGGAUCACUGCCACAUUAUCUCCCACUUCUGACUUAUCUCGACAUUUAUGAUUGUCCCAAACUAGUCUCUUCGGUGGUGGAAGAAGUUGAUCAAGAGCGUCUCCAACUCAGAAUCACAUCUACUCUUAUCGAAGAUUGCAUAGCCUUGGAAUUACCCAAGGCAUCGAUGUACAACAACACGUGUCUUCAAUAUAUUCAUAUCAACAAUUGUGAUUCGCUAAAGCAUUUUGCAAGAAGCCAUUUGCCUCCAACUUUAAAGACGCUAAUUAUAUGGGACUGCAAGAGUAUGAGGAAUUUGGUGGAGGAUGAUGAUAAUGAUACAAACAACAAUAGUAGUUGCAGGAGGGGCAUCACAUCUCUUCUUGAGCUUGAGUACUUGGAAGUUACCAAUUGUCCAUCCCUUGAAUCCUUAACUUCAAAGAUGACGUUGCUUGCCUGUCUAUCAAAUCUCCGCAUCUCAGAAUUCUCGAAUCUGGAAUGCCUGUCUUCCGAGGGCUUAAGAAAACUCACCUCUCUUAAAAUAUUCCAAAUUACUUUCUGCGAGAAGCUCACUUGUUUUCCAGAGGAUGGCCUACCUCCCUCACUCCUAGAGCUUUGGAUCAAAGAUUUCCCAAAGUUGAUGUCCUUUCCAAAGAAUGGCCUACCUCCCUCACUUCAGAAACUUGAAAUCGAUGAAUGUCCUCUGCUGGAAGAAUGCUGCAAGAAAGAUCAUAGAGGAGAGUGGUGCAGGAUAGCUGACAUCCCUUGUGUUGUGCUAUUAAUGAAAAGACUCAGGCAUCCCAAUGCUAUGCUCUUCAUGGGAGCUGUAACACGUCCCCAAAAUCUUUCAGUUGUCAUUGAAUUUCUUCCCAGGUGUGAGAUUUGUAGCUUUGGGGUCAUACUGAAGGAUGUCUAUACGUUGAGACCCACGUUUGCUGAGAUCAUGGCUGUUUGA